This is a messenger RNA of Phlebotomus argentipes, 1031 nucleotides long. RefSeq lists its product as uncharacterized. Gene Ontology annotation, cellular component: mitochondrial nucleoid. Gene Ontology annotation, molecular function: DNA polymerase processivity factor activity. Gene Ontology annotation, biological process: transcription elongation by mitochondrial RNA polymerase; mitochondrial transcription. NCBI's taxonomy places the organism in Eukaryota, Metazoa, Arthropoda, Insecta, Diptera, Psychodidae. The record is from RefSeq and is a predicted model, not a curated record. The coding region runs from base 1 to 1026 and encodes 341 amino acids. The transcript has 2 exons.
AUGGCCAUUUUCACGGGAAAUGCCGCUUCUCCCAGACAACUGGCACUGUCUAGCGCCGCUCCAGCACCCCAAUUACCACUUACCCUCUCCAGAGGAUUUGUCCAAGUAAGAUUAUAUCCGGCAAUACUUAUUUGUUCUAAUAAAUUUGCAUUGUCGUCCAGAUAUGCAAUAGCGAAGUAUCGCCUACAGAGGAUCAUCGGCUGGAAAAGGCGGUACGGAAAGUUUUCUUCCCUGAAUGAAAUCCUGGAACUCGAUGAUUUCGGCGAGAAAAUCCUACAGAGAUUCUGUAGUAGCAUUGUGCAAGAUGCGGGCCAGACUGGAAAGAUAGAUGUGUCGACAGUGAAGAAGAGCUCCCAAAUCCUUACGCCAAAACUUAUGGAGGACAAGCGAAGCGCCAUAAAGUCAUGCUGUGCUGUUCAAGUGGGGAUUGACAGUGUCUCGUGGUGUCGACUGGAAAUACAGGAUGACGAGACCCCAUCCUUAGUCACGCACUGGCAAUUCUUCCCGCUAAACUGUAAGAAAUCCCAUCUUGUUGACUUGUCUUCUAUGAUUGAGCACGUUAACCAGAUAAUCCCCGAGAGCGAUGCCUUCGUGAUGGAGAAUCCUGUCGCCAAACAAGGCUCUCCGAAUGUGAAUACCACACAGAUUGCUGUGAGUGUUCAGCAAUCACAAGUAAUUGCCAUGAUGACGCUGAUCUUGUCCCUGAGGAAGGAAGAUCAUCACACUUGCGUGUUCUUCGUGAAGAACUAUGUGCCGGCCAGACUGUUUGGCACUUUGGUAGGCCAGGAGCGCACCUCCAGCUUACAUGUCGUCAGUGAACUCGUGUCCAGUCGCAAUCAAAGCACGUCAGUACCGCCGAAGGGGAGUAUCACAGCUCUUCCGGGCGUGUUAGCCAACUAUGAAUUAGCAGACGGCGCUGAGAAGGAGUACCUGGGCAGGUGUCUGAUGCUGAGCGUUAGCUUCCUGCGCCUCUGCCUCUUAAAGUGUCCAGUCAGUAUCGCGAUAGCCAACAGGAGAGGAAAGUGAAUAGU